UAAGAUGAAAUAAAUAAUACUAGAUUCUAAAUAAGCCUUUGAAGCCUGUUCUACAAAGUCAAACCCUUUGUAAAGUUCACCUUCUUUAGAAAAUGGCCGACAUUUCAUGUUAGUAUUUAUCUAUUCAAGCAAUUUCCCACCCAGGGAACGCUACUUCGUCUACUAUCCCUCUCUAGAUCUCCUUCUCCAAAUCUUUGAAAUCUUCGAUCUCUGAAGUUCCUGCAACAACCAUCUUAUCUCUUUUUAGGGAGAGAAAAGGUGCUAGCUUUCAAACGCUUCUUAUUUGUUUGUACAUAUUUCUUACUAUUUUCUCAUUUCGGGAUUAUUGCUCUCUGUUUCUGUUCUAUUACAAGAGGCUGCUAUACUUGACUUUGAAAAACUUGUGAAAUUCUUCGUGGAUUGCGUUGACUUUUUGUUUUUUACUCCGACGUUUCAAUUCUUGAGAGGUUUCAGAGAUAUACCCAGUUAGGGUUUUUUAUAUAUGCUGUUGAUUGAUUGAUUGCCUUGUCCAAGCUUGACCCUUUUUCCUUAUCUGGGAUUUUAGUCUUCAUACUGUUAUUACUAUAUAGUCUAUGGGUGAAAGUGAUAAGCUCCAAGGUAGUAUUGUCGUAUCAGAAACUAACGUGGAGAGAGAUGAGGACAAUAUGACAGCAGCUCUUUUGCCUGCCAGAAAGGGUGGAUUGUCGUCUUCAUCCUCCAAGAAAUCAGUGAAGCCAAAGAGGAAAGUUCAGUGGAAUGAUACCAAUGGGAAUAAGCUGGCAGAGGUGAAGGUAUUCCAACCUAGUGAUGACAGUGACUCCGAGGAAGAGGAUUCUGAUAACUGCAUGUGCACCAUAAUGUAGUAGAGCUCCUUCAGUAUGGUGAUUUGGAUAACAUACCCUCGACGACAAUAUAAUUUGUACAGGUUUCGCCUUUUUCUAUGAGUAAUACUACUGAUUCUGAGGGUGGAUUGAACAAAAACGAACUGAUUAGUUUCAGUUAUAAAUGCCUAAUUCUUCUCUUAAGGAGAUUAUAUAUAUAUAAAGCAGAACAAGUGUAACAUUCCUCAAUCUUCACUUGUAAAUUAUAGGAUUUCGUAAUCUUUUUUCCCAAUCUUGUUCUUAUGUAAUUCCAGUUAUGCCCGCUGGCCUU
Messenger RNA from Impatiens glandulifera, 1131 nucleotides. RefSeq lists its product as uncharacterized. The coding region runs from base 573 to 842 and encodes 89 amino acids. NCBI's taxonomy places the organism in Eukaryota, Viridiplantae, Streptophyta, Magnoliopsida, Ericales, Balsaminaceae. The transcript has 2 exons. The record is from RefSeq and is a predicted model, not a curated record.